CGUAAAUGGACAGCCUAAAUAUUCUUGGAUUUCCUAAUGAAUGAUAUUUUUAACAAAAAUUGAACCCAUAUAAGGCCAAGAAGCUCUUCACACUACUUUACCUAUGUAUAUAUAAACUCGAAUCCAUCACAAAGCCUAUUCAAGUUAAGAGAAAAGAAAAAAAAAACCGUUCUUGGAAGAUGGGUUUCAAACUCAACUCUCUUUUCCUUCUUCUUUCGCUUCUCAUACUCACAAUCUUGUCCGGAGCCGACCAAGCCUUGGCUUACGUCAAGAAACCACAUGUGAGCCAACGCAACAAAACGGCGUUAGCAGCCGUCGCCGGAAGAGGAGGAGGAAAAGAGAUGUUGAAAGGGAGGAAGCAGACGAGUGGUUGUAACUUGUUUCAAGGGAGAUGGGUUUUCGAUGCUUCUUACCCUUUCUACGAUUCAUCCACGUGCCCUUUCAUCGACGGUGAGUUCGACUGUCUCAAAUUCGGCCGACCAGACAAACAGUUCCUUAAGUACUCUUGGCAGCCUGAUUCAUGCACCGUCCCAAGGUAUGUAACAUCAACAUCAAUAUCAACAUAUUAUACAUAGAUUGAGCAUGAUAAUGGUGGUCAUGUGUGUAAAAUGUAAAUGAAGGUUUGAUGGGGAAGCGUUUUUGAAGAAAUGGAGAGGGAAACGAGUGAUGUUCGUGGGUGACUCACUGAGUCUAAACAUGUGGGAAUCGUUGGCAUGUAUGAUACAUUCGUCGGUUCCAAACACUAAGACCACUUUUCUCAAGCGAACCCCACUCUCCUCUCUCACUUUCCAGGAAUAUGACGUCACACUAUUCCUAUACCGAACACCAUACCUAGUGGACAUCUCCAAAGAAAGUGUCGGGCGUGUGCUUAACCUUGGAGCCAUUGAAGAUGGAGCUGAUGCUUGGAAAAAUAUGGACCUCCUCGUCUUCAAUUCUUGGCACUGGUGGACUCACACAGGAGUACAGUCUCAAGGGUGGGAUUUUAUAAGAGAUGGGUCUUCACUGAUGAGAGACAUGGACCGCCUUGAUGCUUUCAACAAAGGACUCACCACUUGGGGUCAAUGGGUUGAUCAAAAUGUUAAUGUUUCGCAAACCCGAGUCUUCUUCCAAGGCAUUUCUCCCACUCACUACAUGGGAAGGGAAUGGAACGAGCCGAGGAAAACUUGCAACGGGCAGAUGCAACCGUUGACCGGAUCAACAUACCCAGGUGGUUCACUUCCUGCAGCAAGCAUUGUGUCUCGAGUAUUAAGCACGAUGAGAACGCCCGUUUACUUACUCGACAUCACAACUCUAUCUCAACUGAGAAAAGAUGCUCAUCCAUCUACAUAUGGAGGCGAUGGCGGAACGGAUUGCAGUCACUGGUGCCUUCCUGGCUUGCCGGAUACUUGGAACCAGCUUCUCUAUGCAGCUCUUUCGAUGUGAAAGCUUGACUCAAUACACACUUGCAUGUAUAUUACAUUCUUGGCAGUCCAAAGGGGAAAAAAAGAAGAAGAAACGACUGACAUUUUACUUGGAGAGAAUUUGAAGAUUAGAAAGAGUAUAUGACGAUAAAGUUGUAAAGUGUUUUAUAUUCUUUACUCUUGGGUGGUUACAAAUCAUAAUCUAAUCGACUUCGAUUGUGAUUACCAAAAAAAUGAUCUAAGAGUAACCACAUUAUACACAUCAUGGCUUCUUAAUUUGAUUUGAAAGUAAGUAGACAUAUAAGAAUUUGUUUAUUCUAUUGAAAUGGAUUAGAUCAACUAGGUAGCAGCAUUUGAAAUUCCCAUAUAUAAACUCGAAUCCUGGCUUAAGAUAAAAUUCGACUUUUAAGUAGU
Messenger RNA from Arabidopsis thaliana (thale cress), 1814 nucleotides. RefSeq names its product TRICHOME BIREFRINGENCE-LIKE 37 (gene TBL37). The record is from RefSeq and is marked reviewed. Gene Ontology annotation, cellular component: membrane. Gene Ontology annotation, molecular function: O-acetyltransferase activity; transferase activity. NCBI's taxonomy places the organism in Eukaryota, Viridiplantae, Streptophyta, Magnoliopsida, Brassicales, Brassicaceae. The transcript is spliced from 4 exons. Bases 667 to 1422 code for a protein of 251 amino acids.